Xyrauchen texanus (razorback sucker) is the source of this 3681-nucleotide messenger RNA. Its product is annotated as atypical chemokine receptor 4-like. Gene Ontology annotation, molecular function: chemokine receptor activity. Bases 136 to 1287 code for a protein of 383 amino acids. The record is from RefSeq and is a predicted model, not a curated record. NCBI's taxonomy places the organism in Eukaryota, Metazoa, Chordata, Actinopteri, Cypriniformes, Catostomidae. Gene Ontology annotation, cellular component: membrane. Gene Ontology annotation, biological process: immune response; G protein-coupled receptor signaling pathway; chemotaxis. The transcript is spliced from 2 exons.
CUGACGCAUACACACACACACACACACGUAGCUUUCCCCAGCUGUGAGGAUCAACAGAGCAUUUCAAUCGUUUGGACUGAAGAGCAGCUCCUUCCUGGACUGUGUGUGACUAAGACACCACAAAUAGAGAUCAAGAUGGGUGGUCCUUCGGAAUUCGACCAUGACUACCAUUACAACGACCAUGACAACAGUUCCAACCACAGUUACUAUGAUGAUGACUUUUCAGACUACCCCACGGUCUGUGACAAACAAGAGAUCCGGUCCUUUGCAGGGGUCUUUUUGCCUGUGGUGUACACCCUAGCCUUGAUCCUGGGUCUGGCAGGAAAUUCACUGGUUGUCUUUGUGUACCUUUCCCACAAGCGUUUACGAACCCUGACAGAUGUCUUGAUCCUCAACCUGGCCUUUGCAGAUCUCCUCCUCCUCCUCACAUUGCCCUUCUGGGCCGCAGAUGCAGUGAACGGCUGGGAAAUUGGCAUAGCUGCCUGCAAGAUCACCUCCGCCCUCUACACCACCAACUUCAGCUGUAGCAUGUUGCUGCUGGCCUGCAUUAGCAUCGACCGUUAUCGUGCACUAGCUAGAGGUUCCACUACCGCCCACGUUCUGGGCAGGAACAAUGGCCGCAGGCAGAGUAUAAUAGUGUGCCUCCUAGUUUGGGCAUUGGCCAUUUUGUUAGGGUUGCCUGAUAUGGUGUUCUAUACAGUAAGACAGCAUUCUGGAGGGCGUAACGCCUGCCGGGCGGUUUACCCACACAGCAUGGCGCGGGCGGCUAAAGCCACUCUGGAAAUUUUGGAGGUGUUGUUUAGCUUCCUUUUGCCCUUCCUGGUGAUGAUGUUCUGUUAUUGCAGGGUGGGAGUGGCGCUGAGUCAAGCCGCUACAGCAGGGGUACGGGGCAGCAGGAGAUGGCGGGCAUUUCGGGUGUUGAUAGCAGUAGUGGGGGUGUUUCUGUUGACCCAGUUGCCAUACAAUGUGGUCAAACUGGUCCGAGCUCUGGAUGUGAUCUAUAUGUUGGUAACGGAAUGUGAGGUGAGCAAAAAUUUGGACAGAGUCACUCAAAUCACAGAGAGCCUGGCCCUUACGCAUUGCUGCCUGAAUCCAGUGCUUUACAUCUUCAUUGGAUCGUCCUUCAAAGUGCACAUGCUGAAGCUCGCCAAGCACUGUGGUCAGACAGGAAGAGGUUAUCGUCAUGGCAAUGAGCAGCCAACCGUGGAGAUCUCCCUUAAGUCAGGCGAACAAAAUCAUGCUCACUCUUCCUCGGACAAUGAAGACACAAGUACAUUCACCAUAUGACUCAAACACUUACAGUACGUACCGUCUUUAAUUUAGCUCUGGAGACUGUUGAAUGUAUUCUAAGAUAGUGGAUCUUAACAAGUAGAUAGACACCCAAAAAUGGGUCCAAUAAAACUUAGUACUGGUGCAAAAAAUGCUACAUUUAAAUAACAGUAUUUGCUAGUAAGCAAUAAAAUUACUUGGAGACAGAUUUCAACAUCGACAGGUUGCAUGACAUACCCUCAUCCUCCAUUAUCAAAACUAUGCAAGGUCAAAGAAAAUACAACCCACAUUACAUUAUAUACGGGUUACAGUACUAAAAUCUGGUUAAACAUGUAAAUCUGGGUCCUCAAGCCAACCAGUUGAGAACCACAGCUUUAAGACACUAUUACAGAAAAGACAAGGAUGUCUAAGUAACUUUGACAUUUCACACAACCACUGCUCUUAAAUACUAUUUUAGAAAAGGAUGUUUAUUUAACUUUGACAUUUUCCAUAAGCAGAUGUCAUGUACUAUGUCUGGUUAUAUUGUCUUUGACAUCAUUUAUGACAUUUUAUUUGUAUAUAUGCCUGAAGAUCAAAGCAUGAUAUUUAUCAGUAGGCCUGUACAGAAUCCUUGCCUGCAGAAUUCCACAGAAAGCUCUGCAAAAUUUGCACACCUGUUAUUCACAAGAUCUUCCUAAUCCUCGCAUGUUUUUUUUUAAAGCAAUAAACUAUGAGGCCAUGAGUUCCAGUGAUUUUAUCACGGGUAAAAGGUGUUCUUUUUUUUAUUUAUAUUUUUAUCCCCUUUUCUCUCCAAUUUUGAAUGCCCAAUUCCCACUACUUAGUAAGUCCUCAUGGUGGCGCGGUUACUCUUAUCAAUCUGGGUGGUGGAGGACAAGUCUCAGUUGCCUCCGCUUCUGAGACUGUCAAUCCACACAUGUUAUCACGUGGCCCAUUGUGCAUGACACUGCUGAGACUCACAGUAUGUGGAGGCUCAUGCUACUCUCCGCGAUCCACACACAACUUACCACCCAUCCCAUGGAGAGCAAGAACCACUAAUCACGACCACAAGGAGGUUACCCCAUGUGACUCUACCCUCCCUAGGAACCGGACCAAUUUGGUUGCUUAGGAGACCUGGCUGGAGUCACUCAGCACACCCUGGAAUAUAACUCACGACUCCAGGUUAUGGUAGUCAGUGUCAAUACUUACUGAGGUACCCAGGCUCCCAUAAAAGAUGUUCUUACACUCCUAAAUAUGUUACGGCAUAACCAUAAUAAAUUCACUGUAAGCCUCGAGUGGCUUUUUUUUAAUAAUAUAGCAGCAAAAGCAAUAUAAUUAAAGGCACUAAUAUUAAUUAAAAAGUUACAUUUAUUAAUAUUAAUUCUAAACAAUUGCAAUAUAGUAAUAUACUAACUUAGUAACUUGUAGUUGACCCAUACAUUUUAAUUCUCUCAUAAUUUACUCACCCUCCUGCCAUCCCAGAUGUGUAUGAACACAAACAAUGAUUUUUAGAAAAAUAUUUCAGCUCUGUAGUUCUAAACAAUCCAUUUGAAUGGUGAACAGAAAUGUGAAAGUCCAAAAAGCAUUUAAAGGCAGCAUAAAAGUAAUCCAUAUGACUCCAGUGGUUAAAUCCACGCCUUCUGAAGAGAUAUGACAGGUGUGGGUAAAAAACAGAUCGAUAUUUAAUUUAAAAAUGUUUUUUUACUAUAAAUUCUCCUCCCUGACCAGUAGGUGGCGAUAUGCAAAAAGAAUGUGAAUCAACAAAAACAAAAGAAGAAUGUGAAAGUGAAGUUUGAUAGUAAAAAUAAUGUAAUAUUGAUUUCUCACCCACACCUAGCUUCUGAAGAUAUGGAUUUAACAAUGGAGUCGAAUAGAUUACUUUUACGCUGCCUUUAUGUGGUUUUGAGAUUAAAUAUUUUGGUACUCAUUCACUUGCACUGUGAGGACCAAAAAAGGUGAAAUAAUCUUUUACAAAUCUUCAUUUGUGUUUUGCAGAAGAAAUAAAAUCAUACACAUCUAGGAUGGCAUAAGGGCGAGUAAAUAAUUUUAAUUAUUUGGUGAACUAUUACUUUAAUGCAUUAGAAUUGAAUGUGCAUUCAGCAUUCAGAGUUGAACUGUUUUAUAAAACAAAUUUUUUUCUAAAAUGUUAAAGCCAAUAAGUAGUGUUUUCUCUGUUGUCUCAGCUUGAUUUAAUACAUAUGACCACAUUUAAAUCCAUUCCAUACAAUUCUGCGGAUUCUCCCACACAAUCAGUGCAGAACAGAUUUCGUGUGGGCAUAUUUAUGAACUGUACUGAAACCAUGUAUAGAAAGUGUCUACCAAGCUUGGGGGCCAUAUGUAAAAGAGAUGCCCUGAUAACCAGCAGUUAUGUAGUUGUACAGUUAAUGUCACCAAUGUAAAUAUUUAUUUCAAGAAUAAAGCUUAUUUUAUAAACUU